AUGGAUAACAACACUGUACACAUAAUGGCCUAUGCUAAUAAUGCUACAAUAACAACAAGAUUAUUAAAAUGUGAUCAAACAUUAAAUUUAACUGAAAUAAUACAAAAUCUUUAUAAUUUAUAUGAAAAUAUCAAUUCAAAUAUAUUUCAUAAUAUUUCAAUAAUUCAUUUCGACUGUAAUACGAUAUCAAAUAAAUAUUUCGAACAAAUUAUAACUUUUACAAAAUCAAUAUCAAUUCGUAUUCAAAUAGCAUUCGCUUCAGCGUAUUUUGAUUAUAUUGCUACUAAUCAAUAUUUACUAAAUGGAUUUUAUAUUGAACAAAAAGUACCAUUUAAUCUUUCAUCAAUUACAUUAAAUUACACUGCUAAAUCUGAUGCUUGUUCGAGUGGUGAAAGAGCUCAAGAUCCAUUAUGUUCAUUAAAUAAUUCAAUAUCUCAAUGUAUUAAUUUUUUUUCCAAUCCCUGGAUUUUCAAUUGCAGUAUAUAUUCUACACAAUCUAUGAAUUCUUCAACAUUAAUUAUGCAUAAUAAUACAUUAAUAUCAACAUUAAUAGCAUCAGUUUUAAAUUCAUGGAAAUUUGGUCUUAUAUGUGCUUUAAGUAUUUUAUUUUUCUUAAUCUUACUUUGUCUUCCAAUUGUAUAUUUUUAUCGACGUUAUUCACGUACGAAACAUAUUGCUUUAUCAUGUGAAUAUCUCUUUGAUGGUAAAAGAGCAAUGGAAAUAAGUGAAAUACCAGGUAGUCAUUUAUUUCAACAUAGUGAUAGAAUUGUAGAACCAAGACAAAGUAAUAAUACGACUAUUUCUUGGAUACAUGAUGGUAAUACGAAAGAAAAUUAUAUUAAUUUUAAACUAUCGAAACCUUAUAGGCAGGAAACCUGUUUUGAUCAUACGACAGUUCAUGAUUUAUUUUUUCUUGGAAAAUCUGAUAUGCAUAAUGAUCAUACUAAUGUAUUAAUAGAUGAAAAUAUUCCUCGAUCUAUAUGUAAAACAUCAAUGAAUCAAUUGAAACUGAGUACUGUUUUCACACAAAAAGAUGAAUUGAACGAACAUAUAUUUGAUAAAACAGAUAGAAUUACACUAGAUCAAUCAAAUUUAAUGAAUCAAAAAGAACUAAAUGAAUCAGAAAUGACACAAUAUAUAAAUAUGUCUUUUACUGAUGAAAUAUUACAAGAUGAAGAUGCUUGGAUGUCUAUAUUAGCUGUAGCUAAUGCUGAACUUGAUUUACUCAAUCGAUUGGAAAAUGAACAGAAUCUAACGAUAACUAUUAAUUGA
Molecule: messenger RNA, 1272 nt
Organism: Adineta steineri
Lineage: Eukaryota; Metazoa; Rotifera; Eurotatoria; Adinetida; Adinetidae
Source: the annotation of a GenBank genome assembly